AUGCCUCGCCUACGCGCUGUUCUCUCGCUGUUUCUGCUGCUGGGUCGAUUCGUGAACGCAGCGCCUACCGGAAAUGGCUGCGCCGACCCCGACACGAAGUUGGGCGCCGUCGCCUCCGAAAGCAGUGUUUGCAGCAAGAUUGGCACCCGGCUCUUGAAAGAGGGCGGCAAUGCGGUCGAUGCGUUGGUCGGGACUGUCUUUUGCAUCGGCGUCGUCGGCAUGUAUCACUCGGGCAUCGGCGGCGGCGGGUUCUUGAUCUUGCGAACGAGCAACGGGAGUUACGAGUACGUUGAUUUCCGCGAGACGGCCCCAGCCGCUGCUUUCGAGGAUAUGUACAAGAACAACACCGACGCGAGUCUGUACGGCGGGCUGGCCAGCGGCGUGCCCGGCGAGCUUCGAGGCAUGGAAUACGUGCACAAAAAGUACGGCAAGCUCCCGUGGAAGCGCGUCGUGAAGCCCGCAGUCCGGGUUGCUAGGUACGGCUUCAACGUCACUGCCGACUUGGUCCGCUACAUGGACUCGGUCACCCCCAAUGGCAAAUUCCUGACGGACAGCCCAACAUGGGCCAUUGAUUUCGCGCCCAACGGCACCCGCGUUCAAAAGGGCCAGAUCAUGACCCGCAGGCGAUAUGCUGAUACCCUAGAGGCCGUCGCUGAGGGCGGCGCCGACGUCUUCUACACCGGAGCCAUUGCCAAUGCCACCAUCGCUGCACUCAGAGCCGCCAACGGCACCAUGACGCUCGAGGACCUGCGCAAUUACACGGUCGCCAUCCGGAAGCCGGCGUUCGCCACGUACCGCGGGUUUAAACUGCACAGCUGCAGCGCACCAGCCAGUGGCGUCGUCGCCCUGUCUGCCCUGAAGACAGUCGAGGGCUAUUCUGGUUUUGGCGACCCGGCCAGUGUCAACCUCACAACGCACCGUCUCGACGAAGCUAUCCGCUUUGCGUACGGAGAACGCACAAACAUGGGCGACCCUUCUUUUGUGGAAGGGCUCUCCGCCUACGAAGACUCCAUCCUGUCCGACGCCGCAGCCAAGGAGAUUCGCUCCAAAAUUUCCGAUACCGAGACGCACAACGUGUCGUACUACGACCCCUCCGGGCUCGAGUCGCUCGAGACACCCGGCACGUCGCACGUCGUCACCGCAGACGCCAGCGGCAUGGCGGUCUCUCUGACGACAACGGUCAACCUGCUCUUCGGCUCCCAGCUCAUGGUGCCCGAAACGGGCGUCAUCAUGAACAACGAGAUGAACGACUUCAGCAUCCCGGGUUCGAGCAACGCCUUCGGCUACGUUCCGAGCCCCGCCAACUUUAUCCGCCCAGGCAAGCGCCCGUUGUCGUCCAUCUCGCCCACCAUCGUCGAGACGUCAGACGGCAAGCUCUAUCUGGUCGUCGGCGCGGCGGGAGGUAGCCGCAUCAUCACGGCGACUAUCCAGAACAUUCACCACGUGCUAGACCAAGAAAUGAACAUUCUCGAUGCUCUCAAGCAGCCGCGCUUCCACGACCAACUGGUGCCAAGCCAAAUCUCAUUCGAGUACGCAUACGAUAACUCGACGGUUGCUUUCCUGAAGAAUAUCGGUCACAAUGUCACAUGGGUAGCUCCGGGGCAGAGCAGUGCUCAGGGCUUACGGUUGCUGUCGAAUGGAACUUUCGAGGCGGCUGGUGAGCCGCGACAAGCUGCCUCUGGUGGGUUUGCGGUUUGA
Molecule: messenger RNA, 1698 nt
Organism: Thyridium curvatum
Lineage: Eukaryota; Fungi; Ascomycota; Sordariomycetes; Thyridiales; Thyridiaceae
Exons: 2
Coding region: 1-1698 (565 amino acids)
Biological process (GO): glutathione catabolic process
Cellular component (GO): plasma membrane
Molecular function (GO): glutathione gamma-glutamate hydrolase
Source: RefSeq, a predicted model, not a curated record